This is a messenger RNA of Lichtheimia ornata, 657 nucleotides long. RefSeq lists its product as uncharacterized. Gene Ontology annotation, cellular component: endoplasmic reticulum-Golgi intermediate compartment; COPII-coated ER to Golgi transport vesicle; Golgi apparatus. The coding region runs from base 1 to 657 and encodes 218 amino acids. Gene Ontology annotation, biological process: endoplasmic reticulum to Golgi vesicle-mediated transport; intracellular protein transport; protein retention in ER lumen. The transcript is spliced from 2 exons. The record is from RefSeq and is a predicted model, not a curated record. NCBI's taxonomy places the organism in Eukaryota, Fungi, Mucoromycota, Mucoromycetes, Mucorales, Lichtheimiaceae.
AUGGCACAUCCAGGACGCCUGGCAUCACUCUCCUUGCUCAUUAGUAGCUUGCUGCUGCUAUUUCUAUUCCCAUCCACUGCCAACGCCACUGCAUUGACGUACAAUGUUCACGCUAACGAGAAAGCCUGCUUUUACUUGUGGUCUGAUGUCCCUGGCAAGAAGGUCGGAUUCUACUUUGCUGUACAAUCGGGUGGUUCAUUUGAUAUCGAUUUCACCGUGCAGGAUCCACGAGAAAAGAUGAUCUUGGAGGGACAAAAGGAGCGUCAAGGCGACUAUGUGUUUACGGCCAACUAUGUAGGCGAAUACGCGUUCUGUUUCUCGAAUGACAUGUCUACGUUUGCUGAAAAGUUGGUGGACUUUGAGAUUACAUUGGAGUAUGAAGUGCGUCCCAACUAUCAAAAAGAAUCCUCCCAGCAACCCGAAUCGCUUAGCAAGAUGGAUGAAUCGCUCUUCCGUAUCUCUGGUUCACUCACCAACAUUGCUCGCACUCAAAAGUAUUUCCGCACAAGAGAGAAUCGCAAUUCCAGCACCGUUGCAUCUACCGAAAGCCGCAUCUUUUGGUUCGCUUUGCUCUCCAGCACAGCUAUCGUCGUCAUGGCUGGCCUUCAAGUAUUUGUUGUCAGGAGUUUCUUCAAUGUCAAGAAGGGUGGUGUAUAA